Messenger RNA from Danio aesculapii, 1923 nucleotides. RefSeq names its product olfactomedin 2b (gene olfm2b). The record is from RefSeq and is a predicted model, not a curated record. NCBI's taxonomy places the organism in Eukaryota, Metazoa, Chordata, Actinopteri, Cypriniformes, Danionidae. Gene Ontology annotation, biological process: signal transduction.
GUGUGUGUGUGUCUACAGGUGCUGAAUGUGUCUGAGCACAUGCAGCUCCUGAAUCGGCGAACCGCUGGAGAUCUGCAGGAGCUCAGAGGCUCGGAGACGAUAUUGGACACACUGGAGAAAACACUGACUAGUGCCCAGCAGAACCCGCAGGAGCUGAGCGACAGGAGCCUGCAGGAGCUGCGCUGGAGUGUGUCUCAGUGUCGCCCCCUGCGGGUGCUGCUGUCUCGUGUGCGCGCGGAUGUGGCUCAGCUGGAGUGUGUGCGUGACGAGCUGCAGGAGAUCAGCGUGUCGCUGUCGCUGCUGCAGGAACGCUUUCACACUCACCAUUAUCAACAGCUGCAGCAGCGCAUCUCCAUCCUGCAGCAACACCUGCACAGCUGCUCCAGCCACCUGGGUUGUGGUCAGCUGAUCAGCAUCAGUGCUCCGCUCACAGUCAGAUCUUCAGGCUCGCGCUUCGGGUCGUGGAUGAUGGAGACUUCCAUUGAAAGUUCGGACAAUCGCGUGUGGGUGAUGGAUGGAUACUUAAAGGGCCGGCGUGUGUUGGAGUAUCCGUCUCUGCAGGACUUCGCCAGCGGGCAGAACUACAUCGUCCAUCAUCUUCCUCAUGCGUGGGCAGGCACUGGUCAUGUGGUCUUCAAUGGCUCUCUGUACUACAGUAAGCAUCAGAGCAGUGUGUUGGUGCGGUACGGGCUGGCGUCGGGCUCAGUGCUGCAGCAGCGUGAGCUCCCUGACGCCGGCUUCAACAACACGUUCCCGUACUCGUGGGGAGGAGCUUCAGACAUUGACCUUAUGGUAGAUGGGUCGGGGCUGUGGGCGGUCCACUCCAGCUCAGGCCGCGGCGGGACGCUCCUGCUCAGCCGUCUGCACCCGCUCAGCCUGCAGGUGCUGCGCUCCUGGGACACCGGCUUCCCCAAACGCAGCGCCGGUGAGGCCUUCCUCAUCUGUGGCACGCUCUACAUCACAGACUCACACCUGCCCGGAGCCAAGGUGGCCUUCAGCUUCCACACACACACACACACCUACCAAUACACCGACAUCGCCUUCCACAACCAGUACUCACACAUCUCCAUGCUGGACUACAACCCGCGCACACGCGCUCUCUACACCUGGAACAACGGCCAGCAGGUGCUCUACCAGCUCACACUGAUGCACUACAUACACACACACACACCACUGACUCACACACACACCAAUGACACACACGCAUGACUAAAACGCACACAUGACUGGAGCACACACACAUUACUAAAAACACACACCACCCACCGACAUACACACACACACACGUGACUAAAGCAUACACACACACACACGUCUCAAACACAAACUGAACACUGACACUGAUCACUUUAAAUGCAAAUGAGAUGCUCUUUUCAAAAGAGGGCGGAGCUACAAACGUGUCACCAUAGAGACAGAUUCAUAAACAAGGCUAAUGUCCAAUGAUUGAAACAGGGUCACUAGCAGGCGAGGCUUUCCCCCUCUGAUGACAUGUAAGAAGGGGGCGGGGCAUGUCAGACACUAGAGAGCAUGUGAUUGGUCAGAAGAUUUGAAACUGAAGUAUUUUCAGAAAGCUUCAGAUGUUUAUAUCAGGUUUAUCUGUCCUGAAGGUGAGUUUCACCAGUGUUUUGGAGACACUAGAUUAGAGAUAUCCUUAACACUAACAUACUGAUACUAACAUUUAGAAAACUUUAAUUUCACAGCACCUUUAAAGGCACAGCUUGCAUAAUAAUAAUAAUAAAGUAAUGUGAGUGUGAAGUGUCCGCGCUCGUGUCUCUGCUGUUGAGUCUGCAUGACUGAUGCAUGUGAAGACUGAUUUCUACACUGAUAAGUGGACAGAAUAUGAAUCUAAAUGCAGAGCACGAAUGUUACAUAUGUGACUUGUACUUUUGGUUGUUCAUGCAAAUAAAAAUCUGACGAAUCUAA